CAUCACACACACACACGCGCGCACACACACACACACACAAUGGGAGGGAUACCGGAGUAUAGGUAGGGCUACAGCGGCAGACAGACAGAUGUGUGAUGCUCAGACUGAACCAUGGGGCCAUUUCCCCUCGCCUGCGUGAAGGUAAACUUUUACCCACCAUCGCGUCUUCUCGCCGUGACCGUGCGGAGCUGUCAUUGAUGCCAACUCGCCGCUCGCACACCUGCUUCUCUUUUUCUUUUUUCUCUUCAGUGAUAAUUGCUGCCAGUAUAGCAGGAGCGAUGCAGCAGAAACGGGGGCUGAAGUGGCGAUAGAUCCUGUUGAAUUGAGACAAGACGUCGAGACGCAGCCAAAAAGUGUCCUCCUCGGAGUGCGUCAGAGCACGGAUGUAUAUAGUGGAUGAUAUGCUCGCUGGUUGGAUACGACGAGGGAUUUGUGAUAUUACCCCCCUAAAUCAAUACGGAAAUUUGGGCAGAAGCGAAGAGCUGCAUCCUCACCUAGCCUACCUCCCCCUCAUCCUCCAGCAGAUUUAUUUGUAGGGGGGCUGAGGCGAUCUCGUUUGGCCCCUUUUCACAUCUCCAGAGAGCGUCAGCGGGGUAAAGUCCUUCACAUUCACCGGAGCUCCGAAAUAUAACAGCAAAAGAUCCAGUUUUUUUUCCUCUCAUCACAUAAAAUGGCAACCAGGAGUGACCACGGAGGAUCAAAAGACGCAUUUGGGCGCAAGAAGCCGCGGUCGUGGAGGAUUUAACCACCUGAUGGGCACCGGAGACACCGAGGAGAGACUGUUUCAGUUGUAGCUUGUUGACUUGGUGAUUUAUAAUGCUGAACAAAUAAAGGGCGCUGCAAGUUUGACACAGAGCGCCUGCGUAACAGGCUAUGCCACCGGCCCUCACAUUUUUUGGUUAUGGUAAUGAUGUCAUAAAAUAUUUGGAGGCCUGUGCCUGAGCGGGAAGACAGGCUGAUCAAUAUCUCCUAUCAUGUAAGUAGCCACAUGGACUGCUCUCAGCAUGGACCUAAUUGAGGUGCGUUUGUUGCUCUGACAUUCUCAUAUUCACAACUGAUUGGUUGAUGCCUCAUUUUCUCUGUGUGCGCGCGCCGAGCUGCAACUUUUAUCCUCUGGCCUGCAUCCACGUCGCCCUGAGGCGGUUACUGUAGCGCUCACGGACCGAACCUCUCACUGACUUAAAAUGGAGUUUGCCAUGGUGGGUGCGGACGGCGGGUGCAAUAGUCACCUGCCGUACGGAUAUGCCCAAGCUCGCGCACGGGAGAGGGAGCGCGAGAGGGAGCGCCAGGCUGCCCAUUCGAGAGCGGCGGCUGCCGCGGCCGCUGCCGAAGGUGGGUCCGGUGCGGAGGGAGGAGGAGGAGGCGGCAGCGGUAGCGGCGGUGGUGGCAGCGGCAGCGGCAGUGGUGGCGGCGGCUGCGGCGGCGGCGUGGGGGGCUCCACCUCCACCUCCUCCUCGAGCGCUCAUCUCCUUAACAACCGCCAGCAUCAGUCUCGCGCCGCCUCCUCAGCGAACGCCAACAUCAGCAGCGGCGGUACCGCCUCGCGCCCCUCCUCCUCCUCCACCUCCUCCUCGCAGCCGCCACAGCACCAGCAGGAGCCCGAGCAGCAGCAGCAGCAGCAGAGAGUUGUCAGAGAGCGGAAAAAGCAGCGCGGCGUCGGACGGUGGAGACGCAACCGGACGACUCUCGGCGGGGACCUGCGCCACUCGGAGCUGGCGCUGCUCGGAUCCGAGGAGGACAUCAUGAUAGAGGAGGAAGAGGCCGAGGGAGCGGAGGAAGAGGAGGAGGAGGAGGAGGGGGACCGGGGAAGCAAGAGGUCGAGUUUUCUGUGUAACAUGGAUGAUGAGGAGGAGACCGUGUCGCUCACUGACAGGCGCCCUCAGUCCGGAUACGAAAAUGUUUACAGCGAGUGCGGCUGCUGCGAGAGAGUUGUCAUCAACGUGUCGGGACUCAAGUUUGAAACUCAGCUCAAGACUCUCACUCAGUUCCCGGACACUCUCCUGGGAGACCCCGACAAGCGAAUCAGGUACUUCGACCCGCUGAGGAACGAAUACUUCUUCGAUCGGAACCGACCGAGCUUUGACGCCAUUCUUUACUAUUACCAGUCAGGGGGGCGGUUGAAAAGACCCGUCAACGUCCCGUUUGACAUCUUCUCCGAGGAGGUGAAGUUUUAUGAACUCGGGGAAGAGGCGAUCCUCAAGUUUCGGGAAGAUGAGGGUUUUGUCAAAGAGGAGGAGAAGCCUCUCCCGGAGGACGAGUUCAAGCGCCAAAUUUGGCUGCUUUUUGAGUAUCCGGAGAGCUCGAGCCCUGCCCGGGGCAUCGCGGUCGUGUCCGUCCUUGUUAUAGUAAUUUCUAUUGUCAUUUUCUGCCUGGAGACGCUGCCAGAGUUCAGGGAUGAAAAAGAGUAUCUACAGCCACGACACAACUCCACUCAACCUGACCACGGAUUUACUCCUUUCAACGACCCGUUUUUCAUCGUGGAGACGGUUUGCAUCAUCUGGUUCUCCUUUGAGAUUAUAGUCCGCUUCUUUGCGAGUCCGAGCAAACCGGCUUUCUUUAAAAACAUUAUGAACUCAAUAGACAUUGUAUCCAUUUUGCCUUAUUUCAUAACUCUCGGCACGGACCUGGCGCAGCACCAAGGCAACGGGCAGCAGGCGAUGAGCUUUGCCAUCCUGAGAAUAAUCCGCCUUGUCAGGGUGUUUCGCAUCUUCAAGCUGUCCAGGCACUCCAAGGGGCUGCAGAUCCUGGGUCAUACCCUGCGCGCCAGCAUGAGGGAGCUGGCCCUCCUCAUAUUCUUCCUGGUCAUCGGUGUCAUCUUGUUCUCCAGCGCGGUGUACUUCGCCGAGGCGGACGAGCCCACGUCGCAGUUCACGAGCAUCCCCGACGCGUUUUGGUGGGCCGUGGUGACCAUGACGACGGUGGGCUACGGUGACAUGAAGCCCAUCACCGUGGGGGGGAAGAUAGUGGGCUCCCUGUGCGCCAUCGCGGGCGUGUUAACCAUCGCGCUCCCGGUGCCGGUCAUAGUGUCCAACUUCAACUACUUUUACCACAGGGAGACCGACAACGAGGACCAGACGCCGGUGGUGGAGAGCAUGCCCCCGGGGUGCCCGUAUUUCCCAGACUUUUUAAGGAAAUUCAAAGGCUCGCCCUCGGGCUCCUCUCUGGGUGACAAAGCGGAGUAUAUGGAGAUGGAGGAGGGGGUGACGGAGUCGCUUUGCGGGCUGGACAAGAGCCCCAGUAAAGGAAACGGCACAGACAUAGGCAGGAAAAACAGUACUAACUCCAAAUCCAUUCAGACUGACGUGUGAUUACAAGUAGAGUUUCCCUUUUUUCUUUUUUUCCCUAAAGAAGAAUACACCCUAUAAAGACACUGUAUGCCCAAGAGCAGGUGGUCCCCAUGACACAAGUUUUACGCACGCCACAGAGCCCCACACACACGCACAAACACACACACUCACAGGCCACCAAUUGGCAGGUUGAAAUGUUUCAUUCACUCCAUCUCAGACUAGUAUCUCCCACAACUUUUAGAGAAAUAAAAAUAUCAUCAAUGAGUUUAUUAAUGAAUUUGUCUAACCUGUGCGGGCUUCCAAAUCUGACAUCAAAUUUAAAGUCUACAUGACAGGCUAUGCAUUCGCACUUUAUGAGUUUCAUCUGUCAAUAACAGAGAGGGGGUGGGGACGAUGGUUUUGCUGUUAUGCAAUAAAGUUAAAAAAAAUUGUUUGCACUAAUGUAGAAUUUGCGCUGGGUUCGGCUGAUUUUUAUUUCAGAGACAGAAACUGUAGGCCAUGCAAAUGGCAAUAAUUAAGUCAUCCUCUGACCACUUAGCUGAAGAAUGUUUGAGGAACUUCCUCAAAGAGAGCAACCUAAUGAUAUUAAUAACCUCUUUCAUGCGCUGCCAGUAAAAAAAAAAAAUAAAAAAUUGGAGUCCAAUAAAGGAAAAGCCUGAGACAGAUAAAAGACUUUUGUUACUGUUCCAACACUUAAUAUGAACAAAGAGCUCAUUGAUAAGACACAGCAUUUAGCAGUCAUCAAAUAAACCAGGGCUAGAAUUAUUUCUAUUACAUCUACACAAAUAUGCUUUUCCACACAAAAGCCUUGUGUUGUUGACCCACUAUGAGAGCUAAGCACAGGAAACAUCAGAGUUAAAAAAAAAAUGGCUGGAGAAAUGACUUGCCCCGCCAGGUUUUGUAUGGACAGGCUUGGAGCCUUGGCGACAACAGUCUCCCCAGUUUCAUUUAAACCACCUCAAAAUGACAAUAUCCCUUUACACGGACGCAGAUGGAAAGCUAUAGCAAAAACGACUCUGUUGUGGAAAACUCCUCGGAGGGGAGCUUGCGAGCAACUUCCUCUCCUGUCCGCUGGACUUCGUGCACAAAAUUUCUUUUUUUCUCAAGAGGACUAUGAUUAUCUCCGAGCUCAGAGGAUCUCCGGGAUGUGGAUGUCUUCCAAGACAAUCUGGGGCAACAGAGGAUUACAGAUUUGUUAUGGCAUUGGGAAAGCGCUGCCAGCUACAGGGAGAGGGAGUAUCCCCCACAUCUCUGGAAAUUGCAGAGAACAAGCAAAACAUUGGGACUGGUCAUCUCGAGCACGAGCAGAGACUGAAAAAGCAACAACUGGACUCGGGACUCGGCACUUGAACAAGUGGGGAUGAAAGCUGCUGUGUGACAUCAGUAAACAAACCCUUGAGGGUUGAGACUGGAGUUGGCAAAUGAGUAAGUCGUGGCCCAAAAUGAUUGCCUUAAUUACUACACAUAUACAGAUGUAUGAAGUAAUGAAACUAAGAGACUUAUAGUUCAAAGUUUAAAGAUGUUUUCUUUACAUGUGAAAAAAAAGUGUCUUGUAAGGAACAGAUGUGAAUAUUUUAAUAUGAUAGAGAUAAUGUUUGGUUGUAAUGUCGACAUAAUGUUUUAGUUGGGUCGGCUUCGUAGGUGUCAUUGGUUACUAAAUGGUGAGUUUGCUCUCUGCUUAUGUGCAGUCAGCACUACAACUUAAUCUAUUUUUAUCUUGUUUCAUAUUGUCAACCAAACAAGGCUGGCCUGAGUUGCUCACUCAAACGCUGGCGACAAACUCUUAAUUCACAUCGUGUCAUAACACAUGAAACUCCUCAUUCAGAAAGUGUAUAGAGGGUCGAGAGAGAAGACAUAUAUUGACUGGCUCAAUGCGACACACUGAAACACAUCACAAGAACAUCCUCUCACAUUACGAUCCACUUACACUAAAGCAAAGAUGUCAGGCACAUAAACACCAUCAUAAAUAUCUGCCACACUCACUUUCUAUCACAGAAAAACAGCGGGUGAAACUCGCAGGGGCUUUCACCGUAAAGACGAAAUACCUUAGGUUUUUUUCUCAGAUGCAAAUUUAGAGCUGACCAGCUGCUUUGUUGAUAUGUUUUCACUUUAACUGUAUGCAAAAGUAACAUGGACGUGUGUUAUAUAUUUUUUUAAACCUAGCCUUGAUAAUUACAUAACCAAAGGUGAAACCCUGAAUUUAUUGUAUGUUGUGGACUUCUGGAAAAUGUCGUGAUAUAGAUGCACACUGAAUAGGAUAAAAAAAUGUAAAUAGCAGACAUUUAUACUUGUGUGUCCUAAGAUGUGUUGCAGAUAGAGUAAUUUGAGACUUUUUACUUUCUUUGACUGUUAUGACCAUCGACCAUGCUCAUCUGUGUUUGGUUUGUCCUCGCUGAUACAAUCAUGUUCCUCAUAUUGUUGCAAAUGCUGCUCCAACAUUCUUUGUUGUUUUUGGCCAUUUAUUUUCUUCUUUAUUUUCUUUUUUUUAAUUCACCUUCUCAUUCAUUUGGCAGACUAAAACACGAGGUUGCUGAUGUUGUUUGUGGAGCUUUGUCAGAGAAGCAUUGGACACAGUUACCUCUCUAAGACCUGCGAUGUUGCCCAUGAAUGAAAUGAUUACACAUUGCCAGGUUUUUGGCAGUAGUUGUGAGAUAGAUGACACAUCCUAAUAAAAAUAGUGUUUUAUUUUCCUAUAUUUCCCUUCAGAAAUCAUCCUUUGACAUACUGUGUUAACUAUAUGGGCACUUGAAUUAAAGCUCUUGGUCCUAGUGUCUUUUUCCUCUACUCCUAAAGAAAAUCCAAAGUUCACGUUCUUGCUCCUUUCCCAAAAUUUCGUAUCUGUAAUUACCUCAAUAAUAGUAUCCCUCAGACCAGCUGUUUACUGAAUGUUCCAGAUGUUUCCGUAGUGUCACAAGAAAACCUGUAACCACAGAAUAGCCACAGUAGUUUUAAAUAGAUGUCAAUAGUUUCUUUAGGGAAUCCUUACGGGGAGGAUGUUUUUUAUUCUUUUGAGGUUUUCAUCUCUGCAUAUCAAAGGUUUACGGAAUACCAGAAUACUCCAGCAGAGCUUCAGGAUUUUUAAAUGUGCAAAGUUUUUGCCUCUUAAAAAGUUACAUGAAAAUAAAAGUCGGAUUGAAAUAAAGAAGAAAAUGUCAAUGGGAGAACAACUCUUUAAAAAUCAAGUUAAUGUAAAGAUGAAGUAUCAGUCCCAUUAGUCAGGGAAUAGAAAAGUAAUAACAGCAAAACAAAUUUUACAGCAAUGUAUGUUUUUGUUUGUUUUGUUUUUGUUUUGGUGAUUUGGCAGAUGAACUGAAUCACCACUAUGAGAUUAAAUACAAACACAGUAUAGCUCUGUCAUUAAUACUUUCCACUACAAACCAGCAGGCAUGAAAUGAAUCUUUAAGGUUGCCAAGACUUCGAUGAGUAGUAUAAACAUGAAGCUACAGCCAGGAACCAGUUAGCUUAGCAUAAAGACAUAUCAGAAUUUUAAAUUUAUCCAUCUGAUAAUUCUGGAUUACGACCUCCAGCAUUUGGAUCAUGUAGUGCGGUACCUGUUGGGUACCUGGCAGGCUCAGGGUGACGACAAGACCUCAAGAACUUUGUCUUCACACUUUGGCUGUUGUAGGAAUUAAACAAUCGAGAUGUGAAUUGUUGAGCUUUAAAGUUGCCAGCAAGCAAAGGCUGCACGAUAUGAGGAAAAUAUCUGAUGACGUUGCUGAAUAUGGCGACAACAACAGUUCUUGGGAUAAAUUAACAGAUAUUCAUAUGAGCUCAGUUCUGCCCUUUUGCUACUUUCACUACAAUGCUUGUUGAAUUAAAAAAGGCAGAUGCUAUUUGCACCAAGGUGUCUUUGCCAGUAGUGCUAUUUCAAUAGGGCCAUUUACAACCAGAUAAAUAUAGCAGCAGAAGCAAGCACCCCAGUGUCUGUAGCCAACAAUGCUAUUUACACCCAGGUGUUUGUUUGUGGUUGGUUUAAUAAAGUUAGAAUAUAGCGUACAUACACAAACAGGUCUGUUCAGCUAUUCUGCUAAAGUUUAUGUCAUAGUGUGCAUUUAGCAGCUUUAUACAUCCCGGAAUAAUACGUCACUACAUUUAAAAGUAAUAAGCCAGCGUAGACUCAUACAGGACACAAACGCCAGUCUCCUGUGUGAAAGUCUUGUGCAUGACCCCAGUGCCACUAAGGCUGCCCCCGACUAAGAAUUUUCCAUAGUUGACCAAAAGUCGUCACUUAGGGCCAUUAGUCGCCCACAUGGUUACGAUAUUAAUUUAAUUAUAAAAUGAUAUAUUUUGGGCAGGGCAACACAAUGGUUUGAGUUGAAGGUGUGAGAAAGAAUAGUAUCAGUAACAUUGUUAACACUGUGCUACAUUACAGAGAAAUACAAACCGUACUAAUGAACCUUCAUUAAUAUAGGCCUAUAUUUUAUCUCCAAGUGCACGUCACACACUGAGCGAGCCGCCUGUUAAUGACGCUGUGGGCUAAUGGGCAUGUAGCUACUUCCAUGUUUCAGAUGAUACGUCAUGUUUGUAGUCGACCAAUGAAGAUGAGUUUACAUAUCACCUUGGGUUCGUCCUUCACCUUCUCAAAAUGAUCCCACACUUUGGAUUUCCUGCCCGACAUGUUAUUAACUAGCCUGUGGAAUAACCGCAGAUACCAGCCCUGGAAAUUAACCUGACUUUUAAAUUAAAU
Messenger RNA from Epinephelus fuscoguttatus (brown-marbled grouper), 7974 nucleotides. RefSeq names its product potassium voltage-gated channel, shaker-related subfamily, member 4 (gene kcna4). Gene Ontology annotation, biological process: protein homooligomerization; potassium ion transmembrane transport. The transcript has 4 exons. NCBI's taxonomy places the organism in Eukaryota, Metazoa, Chordata, Actinopteri, Perciformes, Serranidae. Bases 1185 to 3308 code for a protein of 707 amino acids. Gene Ontology annotation, molecular function: protein binding; delayed rectifier potassium channel activity; potassium ion binding. Gene Ontology annotation, cellular component: membrane; voltage-gated potassium channel complex. The record is from RefSeq and is a predicted model, not a curated record.